Rhipicephalus sanguineus (brown dog tick) is the source of this 1493-nucleotide messenger RNA. RefSeq lists its product as uncharacterized. The transcript has 9 exons. The coding region runs from base 50 to 781 and encodes 243 amino acids. Lineage: Eukaryota; Metazoa; Arthropoda; Arachnida; Ixodida; Ixodidae. The record is from RefSeq and is a predicted model, not a curated record.
AAAAUCCUGUGGAACAGAGCACCAGACGUAGCAACUGAUUGCACGGUUCAUGAAGGCAGUCGGGAUGAUUUGUUACGCGUUGCUUUUCGCAGCAAUGGCUGCAUUUCCGACUGCCGUAUUUGGUGCAGCUGCCUCUGAUUGCGCAAGCUUCAGCCUUCCGAACAUUUUGGACAUCGGCGAGUGCCUAGGUGCAUCUGGGGACCUAUGCAGCGCCGACACUGAAGGCAUCGGAGUUUUUCUCGGCAAACUUCUAGAGUGCACUUUUCAAAGCCUUGGAACUCUCGAUCUGCGGUCACAGCUUUACUUGAUAAUUGAGUUUCUAAAGUAUCUCCUGGCAAGGAAUGACUUCGAUAUUUUGUUGCCAUUUCUGACUGGUGCCUGCAAAGGUAUUGGUGGUUUUCUUGGUCCCCUUACCGGUGGAAUCCUAACACUCUCCUGUAACGAGCUCUAUUUCGAUGAAAAUGCGGUGUGCGGUGAGCCCAUCCUGAUAAGCCUGCAGGCCACCGCCCCGUUUACAACGUGCCUGAAUACAACUGGCCUCACGUGCGCUGCGGACACACCGGUGGACGAACCGGCCGCAGUUGGAUUCUUGAGAGUUCUGGCUUGCCUCGUCGGCUACGUUCUCAACACCGCGCCAACAGAAAUCGUAGACAAGCUAGGUUGCGGCUUCGUUGGUUCAUUGCACUCCCUCCUGGGCAGCGGUGGUGUCUCCUCCCUCACGCCCUUGAUCUGCUCUGUGCAAGGAUUGCUACGCAUAGAGUGCUCUGUUAUAAGCUGUUAGAAGACAGCAUUCGAUUCUUUGAUUCGUUUGCAAAUUUGAAGCUGUAUAUGCACCAUCCAUAGCCAAGCAAAUCUGAGAGGAUCACGUGACGACUGCUGAAAUUCCUCGUUAUGCUGUAUUUUUUUCCUAUAUAAAUUUAGUCAAGUAAAUUAAUGCAACACUAGCAAGGCUUUUGUACGAAAUCACAUUUUACUGGCAAAGGACAUAAGAAGGCCUAUGUUCAAUUGCAUUCAAGAUUCUUAAGUCAACAUCCUCAGUAUACGUAUCAGCGAAAAAAACUUGUCAAAAUGCAUGAUUCUUCAGGUUCGCUCGCAUUCACAAAUCACAGAACAAUGAAUACCGUCACAACUGGUCCCUGUUAAAAAUCUUUACACUUACCAUAAACUUCUUGAGCUUCAGACAAUAUGCUUUUAUAUGUAACCUUAAAAAUGAAAAGCUUCUGUUAAGUGAUACUGUUUGCAAACGAAAUAACCAGGACAAUAAGUGAUAACGCGACUUCGUAAGUUGCAUCCCUUUCAUUCAAAUUAGCACGUAUGGAGAGCUUAGCAUUAAAAAAUGCUUUUUUUUUGUUUCAUUUCACCAGUUGUUGGUGCAAGCUACAACCAAUUUUUCAAUCUUUGCUUUAUGCCUGUGUUCGCCCGUUUUCAUUUACGUUAUAUCAUCAUCCAGAAGGAAGUGUAAAUAAAAUUACGCUGCUAAAGGUAUGCCUUAU